This is a messenger RNA of Lotus japonicus, 942 nucleotides long. RefSeq names its product protein SOB FIVE-LIKE 3-like. The transcript has 2 exons. NCBI's taxonomy places the organism in Eukaryota, Viridiplantae, Streptophyta, Magnoliopsida, Fabales, Fabaceae. Gene Ontology annotation, biological process: cytokinin biosynthetic process. The record is from RefSeq and is a predicted model, not a curated record. The coding region runs from base 297 to 719 and encodes 140 amino acids.
AAGUGAAAAAGCAGUUAAUGCAUAUUCAAGGAUUUUACACCUUUUCCAGUUGUGCUCUUGGGACAUCUGUAUUAUGCAAUAAAAGUUGGAUUUCUAUUCAACAUGACAACGGCAGUGGUUAAAAAGAAAUAUUAUUUAUAGAUACACCUUAUGACCAAAGAUGGUAGUCCCCAACAUUCCUUUUGUUUAUUUCAUUCUUCCAAAUUAUUUUAAAAUAUAGGGAACCUUCCUGGUUCCUCCCUGAAUUUAAGCCCUUAGCAUAGUGCAUCUACCAUUACACCACCUUCAAUUUACCAAUGCUUUUGCAGCUCAACAAGAUAAGCAGUGAUGAUAGCUAUCUGUUAAUCUUUCCUGCCUCAGCAAUGGAUUCUUUUAAACAAAUCUGGGGUGCAGAAGGUUGUAGCAGCAGUGAAUCUGGUUGGACUAUGUAUAUUGCCUCCCCCAUGCAAGAAGAUGAUGGUGGAUGCAGCAAUGAAAAUGAUGGAGGAUAUCAUGAAAUCUAUGGUGAAAACAGGAUGAAGAAGAAGGGAGCCAGAGUUGAUGAAGUGGAAAGUGAUGAUUCUAUGGCUUCAGACGCUUCAUCCGGUCCGGUUCGCGGCCAAACUAGUCAUGGCACAGCAGUCUCUAAGAAAGAAAAACAAGAUCAUGGAAGCAAGUGUUCUUCUAAGAAAAGUGCAAACAAAGAGAAGAAACGUUUUGACAGCAAAAGUAAAAAAUGAUGAGAAUGUUCAAUUGUAUUAUAUGAUGCUGGAAUUUUUGCAGCCAUGCAUCUUAGAAAUUUGUAUUUGUUGAUUUGUAAUCACACCUCUACCCAAAGGAAAUACCCCCAAAGAUUCUUUUAUGUAAUCAUUAGUCUGAAGUUUUAUGUUUCACACUACACACUAUGUUGAUUGUUGAAUGUUUAUAUUCUUUUGAAGUGAAAAUAAACUUCCAUAAGAAACA